AUGGAAUCUAAGGAUAUAAAAUCCAGCAACAAUAAUGUUCACAACAAUGAAGGGAAUAAUAACAAUAAGAAUCAUAACCAACCACAGCAGUCUUCAAAGAAACUACUUCAAAUGACCCAAGAAGAAUUGUUCCAACAUUAUUCAAAUAAUCCAUUAUCCAUGGAACAUAUAUUAAUGAAUCCCUUGCAUCCUUCCCUUCGUCCUCCCAUGUUGGAUGCAAAAAACGAAGAGAAAAUUAGAAACUUUUUAAAUUCACAUCCAGAAUGUCAGGAAUCUAGAUUUAUGUUGAUCAAUAGGGAAUGUUUUAUGGAAUUGUUCUCCAUAAAGGAUGAGAUGGUAGUUGACAAUGUAUUUAGCUUCUUUCCAGUAUCUGACAUACAUCAUAUGAUCAAAAAGAUGGACUUUGUCGAAAACAACACCAUCAUUCAAAAAAGCAAAUCACAAGUUUUAAGAGAAUCAUCUUUUACUUCACUUGCGCACCCACCACAACUAAACCAACAACAACCAGAUACAAAUAAUAUUCUUAGACUUCCAAUAGCUGGAUCAUUUCCAAUUGAAACACCUUACCUUUACAACAACCACCUCAAUAGACAGUCGAGUGGUGGUCAAGAUAGUUGUUCGACAGGCUCUAUCACCUCUGGUUCAUCGGGCUCUUCAAACGACAGUACAACCGAAUCAUCACCUCCAUCAUCAAUCUCUUCGUUUGGUAGUGCUGGUAGUGACAUCAACUCUAAAACUUCAUCACAUUCUAUUGAUAGUAGUGGAAGCAGUAGUAGUAGUGGUAGUAGCACUAGUAGUAAAUGUAGUAAUACCAGUACACCAUUGGGAUCAAUUAGUACAAAUAUCAAUAGUAAUUUCAUUAAUAGUGAUAAUACUCCUACACUACUGACAACUGCUGCAGUACAACAACAUAAACUUCAACAACAACAACCAACAAAACAAAAGAAUGAAAAGAGAACAAGGAGGUCUAAAAAAGGUAAAAAGAAAAAGGUUAAACUUCAAAUCAAGAAUCAACAGAUUAAUCUAUUCGAUGUCAUCAAUCAUAUCUAUUUAAUAUUAUCUAAAACCUCUGGAAAUGAAGAUGAAAGAAUUAAAAGUACAUUUAAACUUUAUGAUAUUAUGAAUAGAGGAUCAAUUGAUAGAGAUGAUUUAAAGAAUGUUUUACAUCAUAGAAUAUUACAGAAUGGCUUAUCAAUAUCAGAGGUUACAUUGGAGAGUUUAAUCGAUACUGUAUUCGAACAGUUUGACAAAAACAAUGAUGGCAAGAUUGAUUAUGAAGAAUUUAAAGGUGAACUAGAGUCUAUCGAAAGUGACAAGGUUGAAAAGAAAAAGGAAUCAUCAAAGAAACAAAAGGUGAAUCUAGACUCUAGAACCGAUACUGAGAAAUUAAAGACAUACUUUAAGAUUGAGGGUAUUAAAUUCCUUUAUUUUAUCCUUUUUGGUAUUGUUAAUGCUAUCAUUAUUAUUACUACUUAUUUUAAAGUUUUAAAUACAAAUACAACGGCAUUACAUUUAUUUGGUGAUGGUUUAUUUAUUACAAGAAUUGCAGCAGCUCUAAUUAAAUUCAAUGGUGCUGUUAUUAUGGUGACAAUGUCUUUCUUUUUAAUUGCUGCUUCUGUUGUUCAUACUGUAGGAUGGUUUAUUGGUAUGGGAAUUGCAACAACCAAACCUGAUACAAUUUUCUUUCAAUGUCUUUAUCCUCAUUUUAUUCAGAGACCUACCAUUUGGGAAAUGAUAUUCCUUAGUUUACCUGGUAUAACAGGGUUCCUAAUGUUAUUGGUCAUUUUAAUAAUGGGUUUAUUUUAUUAUACACAUCAUUUAUUUAUAUUAUUUUAUAUAUUAUUAAUUGUACAUGGAUCAAUGGGAUGGAUUUGUCCAGCAUCAUUUUGGAAAUGGUUUAUUGCACCUGCAUUCAUUUACACUGUCGAUAGACUAUUUAGAUUGUUAAACAAGACACAUCGAGUCAAGGUAGUAGACUUUUCACUCAAGAAUCAAAGUGUGGUUAAUUUGACGUUUAGCAGACCCAAUUCUUUUAGAUACAAGCCCGGACAAUAUCUUUUGGUCAAUGUUCCACAGAUUUCAAAGUUACAAUGGCAUCCAUUCACAAUGACAAGCUCACCUUUGGAAGAUACAAUUAGCGUUCACAUACGGGUCACAGGAGGCUGGACCAGAAAACUUAACAAAUAUCUUUCAGACUAUGAAAACAACGUUAACAAUAAUGAUCUUGAAAGUGGUAAAAAGGACAUUGAAAUCAAUAUUGAUGGACCAUUUGGAAGUGCAAGUCAAUAUGCAAUCGCUCAAAAACAAAUCAUCCUCGUUGGUGCUGGUAUCGGUGUUGCUCCAAUGGCUUCACUUUUACAAGACAUCAAACUUAAAAAAGAAUAUUUAAAGUCUCUUGGAUCUAGUACUUCAAUUGAAAAUAAUAACAAAAAUAAUAAUAAUAAUAAUAAUAAUAAUAAUAAUAAUAAUAAUAAUAAUAAUAAUAAUAAUAAUAAUAAUAAUAAUAAUUCAAGUGAUACAAGUAGUGUGUCGAGUGGUAAUUUUGGAGCGACAGCAGAUAAAUCAAAAGAUUUGGGAGAUUUGGAAAAAGUUCAUUUCUUUUGGUUAAAUAGAGAUCCAAAUUGUUUCCAAUGGUUUGAAGAGCUGUUGAUUGAUAUGGCAAGAACUGGAAAUCAAAUUCCUAAAAUUUCAAUCCAAACAUUUAUUACUCAAUGUUUUCCAAAGGAUGAUGUACGAACAUUUAUGCUUUGGAAUGGACUAGAGAAAAUGUUUAAUCUUCAAGGAACUGAUCCUACCACCAACCUACCAUUCAAAACCCAUUGGGGACGCCCAAAUUGGGAUGCCAUCUUUUCAUACUAUGCUACCAAAUACUCUGGUCAAAGAAUUGGACUGUUUUGUUGUGGUCCUCCAGAAUUAUCAAAAGAAUUAUAUGAUAAAUGUAAAAAAUACUCUUCACUCGAUUCUGGUACUAAAUUUAAAUUUUAUAAAGAGAAUUUUUAA
This is a messenger RNA of Cavenderia fasciculata, 3000 nucleotides long. It is a transcript of the gene noxC, whose product is annotated as superoxide-generating NADPH oxidase flavocytochrome. Gene Ontology annotation, cellular component: plasma membrane; NADPH oxidase complex. Lineage: Eukaryota; Evosea; Eumycetozoa; Acytosteliales; Cavenderiaceae. Gene Ontology annotation, biological process: superoxide anion generation; defense response. Bases 1 to 3000 code for a protein of 999 amino acids. Gene Ontology annotation, molecular function: calcium ion binding; superoxide-generating NAD(P)H oxidase activity. The transcript is spliced from 7 exons. The record is from RefSeq and is a predicted model, not a curated record.